Molecule: messenger RNA, 708 nt
Organism: Didymosphaeria variabile
Lineage: Eukaryota; Fungi; Ascomycota; Dothideomycetes; Pleosporales; Didymosphaeriaceae
Exons: 2
Coding region: 1-708 (235 amino acids)
Source: RefSeq, a predicted model, not a curated record
AUGCUCAGACAAAUCGCUCUCUUCGCCCUCGCGGCGCUCCCAGGCUCGUUGGCUCAGGUGACGGAGGGCUUCGAAAAUGGAUGGGACCAAACUGCAUGGCCCACAUACGCUCUCGACUGCAGCCAGGGUGGUACAGUCGCGCUCGACACCUCGACCGCGCACAGCGGGAAGGCAUCUAUCAAAGUCACCGGUGCGGGUGGUUACUGCGGACAUAUCUUCGUUGGUACGACCAAGGUCCCCAGCAGCGGCGAUAUCUACGUCAGGACCUGGCUUAAGGCCUCAAAAGCCCUGACUGACUCCCACGUCUCCUUCAUCACCAUGCCCGACUCCGCACAAGGCGCCAAGAAGCACCUCCGCAUCGGCGGCCAGUCCAAGAUCCUCAUGUACAACCGCGAGUCUGACGAUGCGACUCUUCCCGACUUGUCGCCUAACGGCAUUGCAGCCUCUAAGGCUCUUCCUACUGGCAGUUGGCAAUGCUUUGAAUACAAACUGGGCGCGGAUGGGUCCAUUGACACGUGGCUGAACGGCGAGGCCAUCGCUGGUCUGACCACGAACAGCAGCAACACCAAUGCGGCGCAAUGGACGAGGAGCUCGCUCAAACCUAAAAUUACCGGCGUUUACUUCGGAUGGGAAUCGUACGGUGGGGAUACCAACACGUUCAAUUACGACGAUAUCGCUAUUGCAUCGACUCGCGUUGGCUGCACGUAG